Aspergillus japonicus CBS 114.51 is the source of this 1387-nucleotide messenger RNA. Its product is annotated as Zn(II)2Cys6 transcription factor. The record is from RefSeq and is a predicted model, not a curated record. Gene Ontology annotation, biological process: regulation of DNA-templated transcription. The annotation marks the transcript as partial. Gene Ontology annotation, molecular function: DNA-binding transcription factor activity, RNA polymerase II-specific; zinc ion binding. The transcript has a single exon. Lineage: Eukaryota; Fungi; Ascomycota; Eurotiomycetes; Eurotiales; Aspergillaceae.
UAUGCCACGCCAAUCCAGCCGAUCGUGCGAUCGAUGCUACGGCAUCAAGGAGAGGUGUUCCUGGGUGGAAGGCUCUAGCCAGUGCCUGCGAUGCUCCCGCCUCGGAUUCACCUGCAGCAACACCCGCCAGCCCAAAAAGCCCGGUCGACGGGCUCUGUCCGCCGCAGCACUGCAGGCCAAUGGCCCAGACACCAGUAGAAGCACCAGCUUGUUGCCGAGAGCCUUCCCGUCGACCGGCCAACUCAAUUUGAUCCAUAGUUGGAUGUCCAACUACGAAACCUUCGACCGCUUUCUCCUGGGCCCCGCCUUCUGGCCGCGCCACCGCGCAGCCCUAAUGACGCACCUGGAACACUCGCAGCCCAUUCUUGAACACGCCUUCUUGGCUUCCGUGCUCUCGGCGACUCAUUCAGAGGGGAGCAGCCGUCACACCAGCCAGCCUGCAGAUGGGCUGUCCACGGUAUACCAGCACGCUGCCUCCGCGCUGCGGCGCCUGCGCGAAUUGCACGUCACGAACCGCCAGCAAGCAUCGACGUGUCUCGUUUUGGGCACGAACAUCAUGCUCUUUGCCAUGUUCCAGCGACCCGAGAACGUGUUCACGCUAUGCCGGCAGACCCUGGUGCUGGUGCGGCCCGUGUACGACACCAUCGACGGGCCCGACCCGGAGGACUUCUUCUUCCUGACGGGCACGAUGAUGCUGGACAUGCUGGGUAGUUUGAUCUACGGGGCCGUGCCGGCGCUGAGGUUCCGUCCCCCCAACGAUUCGGUAUAUGUGGAUCGCUACCUGGGUCUGUCGACAUCCCUCCUCCAGCUACUGUACCGGGUCGGCGAGCUGAAUGCGGCGCUCUCGGCUGCCAGCGAUCCAGAUCUUGCCGUCAAUCCCCGAUCAACCCAAGACCUCGACGAGAUGGAGUCGACGGUGCUCGCAUGGCAGCCCGAUGUUCCAGAGAAGCUCUGCUCGGCCUUCUCGGCGGUGGAAAUCGCACACAUCUUCUGCCAGGUACAAGUGCUGCGACUCUGCGCGCUUCUGAUGAUCCACCGUCUAAAAGUCCCCUUCGGAAUCCAUGACACACCUGCGCGCGCGAUUGCCAUCUCCAUUCUCAUGCAGUUGCAAACCACUCUCGCAGUAACAGGGAAGGCGAUCAAAUUCGCCAUGCUACCCGUCCUUGUAGCCUGCGUCGAGCUGACGACCCAGGAGGAACGGGAUCUGUGGUUGGUGCGGAUCCCAGAAUUAGUAUGCUGCUCGAAGGCGUAUGGUCUAUAUAUCCAAGGGGCUGUCAGGGCCUUCUGGACGGCCCGGGAUGCGGGGGUGGUCUUUCGCGGGUAUAAUAUCAGCCAGUUUGUAUCAUGCACUGAUGACGGGGCGGAGAUGCGUCCGACAGCGGCCUAA